AUGGUCUGGAGUUAUGCCUCUAAGGAAAGAACUCCGAUAUUUGUCAAAGCAACCACAGUCUUUGGCUGGUUUCUUGGAUUUAUGAUUAUCUUAAUUAUACCACUAGAUAUUUUCAAGGUAAAAGUUGACGGUAACAAGGACAGUUUUAUGGUUAGCUGGUGGUACUUCAAUUAUUGGACAAUCUUCGCUAUGAAUUGGUUCAUCAUCCCAUUUAUGAUUGAAUAUUUCAGCUCUGGAGACUUUACUUAUAAAGAAAAGUUUAAGAGAGCGAUAAGAAAUUUUAUUCCACAGUUCAUCCUAUACAUUUCAGUUUUCAUACUUGGAAUAGUAAUACUUGCUUGUUAUGAAAAUGGAAGAGCAGCCUUGAAAGAGGAAGGGGUUCUUGGUUGUAUUAUUGGGCUAUCAUUGAUCUUCGGGUUUUUGGAGCUAGUAAUUUUGUUGGGUUAUGGAUUAGUCCAAAUCCCUUUAUCCUACUUUAGAUUAUCUUCAAAUAACAGAAGAUUAAAAAUGUAUCAAUACAAAGUCACCUAAUUCCAUGAGUCACUAAUCAGCAAAUCAAUGAAAUGUCAGAAAUUAAUAUCUGUUGCAAAUUAGAUAUAAGUUUAAAAUUCUCAUCAAAAGUACAAACUUCAUAUCAUGGAAACAGUAAUAUCUUUUGGUUCAUAUUUUAAAUAGAUCAAUCAAUUUGUUAAGGUAAUUGCAGAAGAAGAUUUGAAAAUUAGCGCAAAACCACAAAAAUAGGUUAAACUUGAAGAAAAAUAUCAAGGAACACUGUCAUAUGAUUAGCUAAUCAAACUAAGAUAAAAGAUAAAGUUUUAGACGAUUGAUAUUCUAAGACUAAUUACCUUUAAAAAAGAAGCUAUUAAAAAAGCAAUAUUCCAGCAAGACAUUGUUGAUGCUGUAUCAAGAGGUGAUUCUGUAAUCAAAUCAUACUUUGUAAAAGACAGAGAUCCAAUUAGGUGCUGCGAUAGCAUAUUAAUUCAACUUAGUAUAUAUUUCACUUUAAAACUUUUAGCUUAUUCUUGGUAUGUUUCUUGGAAGCCAAUUUUAAUGCUCAUUCUUGGAGUCAUAUUCACUGCUUUAAGUCUCAUAAUCUGGCUUGCAGAGCUAUUAUACUGCUUUGGUGUAGAUAACGAUAUCAUUAAUGAUAUGAUAGCUACUCCUGACCUUAACAAUGCUUCAAACUACAUCAUAGACAAUUUGGUGUGCUUAAUUCCUUUAGUCUAUUUGAUAGCAGCUACUAACUUCGGUCUAUUCAAACUUAGAACUUCUAAAAUUUAUGCUCUUCAUCCCAAUCACAACACAGAUCCAUCAUGCUUGCUUUUCUCAUGUUUAUUCAUAAUGAGAUUAUCUGUGCCCAUCGUUUAUAAUUUCCUACUCUUAACUGAAGUUAAGGCUACAGCAGCAUUUGAAGUCUUAUCACCAGUUAGCUAUGUUAACUUUAUGGGUGAAUCUUUCAAUAAAUAUGCUUUCCCCUGCUUGUUAACCAUCAUGAUUCUUCUAAGCAUUUUUAAUCUCUAUAGUAAACUCAUGAUAUGCAUUGGACUCAAAUAAUAUGCCUUUGAUAAUGACUAUUAGGAAGAAAAAAUUGAAGAGGGUAGAAAGAUUGUUGAAUAAUAUAGAAAUGAGAAACUUCUACUUCUAGGAAGUUCAAAAUCUAAUCGAUCUUCCUCUAGAAAGAAGAUUCUUCCAGAUUUAGAAUAACCAGUAAUGAGUAGUGUUAAGAGAUCAAAAAUUAACUAAGAAACUCUAGAUGGAUCAGAUUUACUUUUCAGCUCUGGUAAUGAAGAUAAUUAAGAAAGUCCAGAAAACAAUGAUAAUAAGGGCUCCUUCGCCUAUGAUAAUUCAAGAAUGAGUGCUAGAAUGUCUCUCAAUACUUUUAGAAUGGAUGAUGACGACGAAGAAAAGGCAAGAAAAGGUUUGAGAGGAUUUUUUAGACAAGUUUUUCAGAAAAAAUGA
Molecule: messenger RNA, 1959 nt
Organism: Stylonychia lemnae
Lineage: Eukaryota; Ciliophora; Spirotrichea; Sporadotrichida; Oxytrichidae
Source: the annotation of a GenBank genome assembly